GGCAGCAAUUGCCAGAGAUUGUUCCAGGGCAGGGGUGCACAACUUGCAGCCCCGGGGCCUGCAUGCAGCCCGCCAAAGGAUUUCUGGAGGCCCGGGGCCUAAUAAUCAGGAGGAGGAGGAUGUCCUGGCUCCCAGAGUCCUCCCUGAUCACACAGGGCUUUGGAAGAUGGGAGCAAUGGACUCUUCCCCCAGACUUCCCAGGAGAGCUUUUGCUGGGGACAGGCUUACAGCUCCUCUCACCCCAGAGGGAGGAGCUUUUUGUAAGGCAAGUGGCAGGGUAGAGCCGGGAGGGCAGAGAGAGAGCAUGGAGUGAGAGAGCAAGGGGCCCAGGGUCUUCACUGGUGUGUGGAUGGGAGUAGAGGAGGAGGCCACCACCCUUUUGGCGAGCAGCCUGGGAUUCGGGAUCCUCGUCCUUGCAAGGCUGCCCGCAUGGCAAAGCCCCCAGGCCGCUCAAAGAGCAAAGCUGCAAUCGAAGAUCCACGAAGGGGAGGUGAAAUCGCAGAAUUAUCAGAUUGCCAUAACAAUAAUUGAGGCCCGGCAGCUUGUUGGUGAGAAUAUAGAUCCUGUGGUGAUUAUAGAAAUUGGGGAUGAAAAGAAGCAGACUACAGUCAAGGAAGGGACCAAUUCACCAUUUUACAAUGAAUAUUUUGUAUUUGACUUCAUUGGACCUCAAGUUCACCUGUUCGACAAAAUUAUCAAAAUCUCUGUUAUGCAUAACAAGCUUAUUGGGAGUGUAUUGAUUGGUUCAUUUAAAGUAGAUCUGGGGACAGUAUACAAUCAGCCAGGUCAUCAGUUUUGUGACAAGUGGGCCCUUCUCACAGACCCUGCUGACAUUAGGACAGGGGCCAAGGGAUAUCUGAAGUGUGAUAUCAGUGUUGCCGGGAAAGGAGAGACAAUACAAGCCAGCCAGAAAGCAAGUGAUGCAGAAGAACAGAUAGAGAAGAACCUCUUGAUUCCCAAAGGAUUUCCAUCAGAAAGGCCUUGGGCCAGAUUUUACGUGAGAAUCUACAAAGCAGAGGGGCUACCCAAAAUGAACUCAAGCAUCAUGGCUAAUGUCACCAAAGCAUUCAUGGGGGACAGUAAGGACCUUGUGGAUCCAUAUGUGGUGGUCAUGUUUGCAGGUCUAAUGGGACGGACGACAGUGCAGAAGAAUUCUGCUAAUCCUGUGUGGCAUGAACAAGUUGUCUUUAAGGAGAUGUUCCCCCCGCUGUGCCGAAGGGUCAAAAUCCAGGUGUGGGAUGAGGGCAGCAUGAAUGAUGUGGCUUUAGCCACUCACUUCAUAGACAUAAAGAAGAUCUCAAAUGAACAGGAUGGUGAUAAAGGUUUUUUGCCCACUUUUGGGCCUGCUUGGAUCAAUCUCUAUGGCUCACCUAGGAACCACACCUUGAUGGAUGACCACCAGGAACUCAAUGAAGGAUAUGGGGAAGGAGUUUCUUUCAGGGGACGUCUUCUGAUCGAACUUGCUGUUGAGAUCCUUUCGGGAGGAGCCCAUGAGUCAAAGUUUUCAAAGAUCAUCAAGGACAUAAAGCUGCCUUCCAAGGACAAGGACUCCAAAGGCUCUAAAGGAUCAGGAAAAGAGAAAGAGAAAGGAUCAGAAGAUGGAAAGUCUUCUUCCCCUUCAGAUAAAACAAAUUCAACAGAUGUGGAAGUGGAGCCUUUUGACGUCCCACCAGAGAUCCAUGAAGAACAAAAUGAGGAAUUUCUUCUCUUCGGGACUUUUUUUGAAGCUACAAUGAUUGAUAGAAAGAUUGGGGAUAAACCAAUAAGUUUUGAAGUGUCUGUUGGGAAUUAUGGUAAUGCUAUUGACGGAGUGUCACCAGGAGCUGGAGGGAAAAAGAAAGCGCAUGAAGGAGAAGAGGAAGAAAGUGCUCCACUGUUGCAUGAAGGAACUGGAGAUGCUUCACAUGACAUUGCCAUCCCACUGGUGUCUACCACAAACCCUGAGAAGCCACUUCUCACUGAGGGAAACAGAAACUACAGUUACUUACCCUAUGAUGAGAAAAAGCCUUGUGUCUACAUAAAAAGCUUUUGGGGUGACCAGACUUUCAGGCUAUAUUUCUCUAAUAUCCUUGAGAAAAUGGCAGACCUGCUGGAAGAAGGUUUAGAACAAGUGAAAGAUUUGAUUAAGGUUUCUGAAAUGGCAUCAGAAGAGAAAAUGAAGUCUACUCUGAGUGAUUUUAUCAACCAAAGUAGGGCCUUUAUUGUGAGUGCUGAAAAGAAGCCCAAACUGAUGAAUCGGACAGCUUUGGACAAAAAGAGGCUGACGUUAUGUAAGCAAGAACUGGAAGCAAUGUCCAAAGAUGCCAAAGGAAUAAUCCAGCAGCAAAAGAAGAAGAUUCCACUAGAUGAAAUGAUACGCGAAACCCAAAGUUUUAUUGAGAACAUUCGCUUCUUAGUAGAUGAGCCCCAGCAUACAGUGCCUGAUGUGUUCAUCUGGAUGCUGAGCAACAACAAAAGAGUUGCAUAUGCAAGAAUCCCAGCCAAAGACUUGCUCUAUUCUCCUGUGAAUGAGCAGAGAGGAAAGCACUGUGGGAAGAUUAAAACCCACUUCUUAAAAUUGCCAGGAAAAAGGCCCCCAGGCUGGAACGUCCAUGGAAAAGUUGACACUUACCUGUGGCUUGGUUCCGCCAAAUAUGCUCAUGCUAUUUUGGACAACUUACCUGUUGGAUAUGAAACAGAAACACCUUUGGCAGCAAGUGGACACCAUACUCCUCCUCCACCCCUCAGUGUGGCCUACAAAACCAAGCAUGUCUUCCAGCUAAGAGCUCACAUGUAUCAGGCCAGAGGGCUUAUCGCAGCCGAUAGCAGUGGGCUUUCAGAUCCUUUUGCCAAAGUAACUUUUGUUUCACACUGCCAGACCACAAAGAUCAUUCAACAGACUUUGUCUCCUACUUGGAAUCAGAUGCUGCUGUUUAAUAAUAUUGUACUUCAUGGAGAUGGGAAAGAAAUUGCUGAAUUUCCCCCAGUGGUUGUUGUAGAGCUCUAUGAUGAUGAUGCAGUGGGUAAAUCAGAAUAUAUUGGCUCUACUGUGGCAGCCCCUGUAACAACACUGUCUGGUGACAAGUAUGAGCCACCUAAACUUAAUUACCAUCCAGUGUACUGUGGAAAUCUUUCAGGAGGGGAUCUCCUUGCUGCAUUUGAGCUCCUUCAGGUCCCCGAUUCUGGCCCUGAAAACCUCCCACCUGUGGAUCCUCCAGAUGCCAGUCAGAUCUACCCAGUCCCAGCCAACAUCAGGCCUGUUUUAAGUAAAUAUAGGGUAGAGGUUCUGUUCUGGGGUCUUCGUGAACUGAAGAAAGUGCAGCUUCUCUCUGUGGAUCGACCACAAGUUCUCAUUGAAUGCGCCAGCAAAGGAGUGAAAUCGUGUGUCAUUCAGAGCUACAAAAACAAUCCAAAUUUUAAUGUCCUGGGAGAUUGGUUUGAAGUGGAACUGCCAGAAAACGAACUGUUGCACCCUCCACUCAGCAUCUGUGUUGUGGACUGGAGAGCCUUUGGUCGGAGCACGCUGGUUGGGACACACACCAUCAACUGCCUUAAGCAAUUCCUGUAUAAGCCUAAAGAACUGCCUGCUUCACCAACGAAAGAGGCCAGCAUUGUAGAAAUUGAUAAAGUUACACCCGCAUCAGGACCGGUUCAAUCUCUUCAACCUCAACAGCCACCAACAGAUCAUGUCUACGUUGAUGUGGAACACGGUGCAUCCAUUUUAGCGUUUCCUGAGCCAGAAAUAGCACCUGCACCAUCACCACCUCCUCUAACAACUCCAACUCCAACACCUUCACUGAAACCUGCACCAUCUUCUACCUCUGAUCCUCCAAAAGAUGGGAAACAAAAAAUUUCAAGAAAAUCAACCCGACGAUCCACAAAGAGAAGAAAGAGAACCAUAGCUGAUGAAUCUGCUGAAAAUGUGAUUGAUUGGUGGUCAAAGUAUUAUGCUUCUAUACAAAAAGUACAAAAGGCAAAAGUACUUGAUUUCAGCGAUGGAAAACCCGGAAAGACCAAGGAGACUCUUCAUGAAAAGUCUGCCAUUUCUCAGUUGUUGGAGAUUGGGAGGAUGGGCUGUUUCUGUAUAUACAAAAGUCCAGAGGAUUGCUGCCCAGUAGAUGGAGGCCAGCUGAGAAUUCUGCAGGGUUUACCUCCAAAUCACUCUGUAAAAGUUCUAAUCAGAGUAUAUAUUGUGGCAGCAUUUAAUCUUAGUCCAGCAGACCCAGAUGGCAAAUCUGACCCUUACAUUGUACUUAGACUGGGGAAAACAGAAAUUAAAGACCGAGACAAUUAUAUUCCCAAACAGCUAAACCCAAUUUUUGGAAGGUCAUUUGAAAUUCAGGCGACUUUCCCUAAGGAAUCCCUGCUCUCAGUGGUGAUCUAUGACUAUGACAUGAUUGGUUCAGAUGACCUUAUUGGAGAAACCAAAAUUGAUUUGGAAAACCGUUUCUACAGCCGGCACAGAGCUACGUGUGGCUUACAGAGUCAGUAUGAAAUUGAAGGAUACAAUGCCUGGCGAGAUGCCACCAAGCCAACUGAAAUCCUGACCAAGCUCUGCAAAGAUAACAAACUGAGUGGGCCCUACAUGCAACCUGGAAAGAUACAAAUUGGAGACAAGAUCUUUACUGGCCAGACAGUCUUCCAGGAAGAUGAGAAUGGUAAGUAUGCUGGUCGUGUGCAGAUGUGGGUGGACAUGUUUCCCAAGGACAUGCCUCUGCCAGGACCACCUGUUGAUAUUUCACCCAGAAAACCAAAAGGUUAUGAACUAAGAGUGAUAAUCUGGAAUACCGAAGAUGUUAUUUUGGAAGAUGAGAAUAUUUUCACAGGACAAAAAUCAAGUGACAUCUAUGUAAAAGGGUGGUUGAAAGGCCUUGAAGAUGAUAAACAGGAGACAGAUGUGCAUUAUAAUUCUUUGACUGGAGAAGGGAAUUUCAACUGGCGCUUUGUGUUCCCAUUCCAUUAUCUCCCGGCUGAGAAGCAAGUGGUGGUCUCCAAGAGGGAGAAUAUCUUUUCCUUGGACAAAACAGAACGCAAAAUUCCUGCAGAACUGGUGCUCCAAGUGUGGGACUUUGAGAGGCUUUCUUCUGAUGACUUUCUGGGCUCCCUUGAAAUGAACCUGAAUGGUUUUCCUCGAGCAGCCAAAACGGCCAAACGCUGUGACAUAAGCAUGGUAACUGCAGUCAGCGAGGAGAACAAGAUUUCCAUAUUCCAGCAAAAGCGAGUCAGAGGCUGGUGGCCUUUUGUCAAAGCUGGAGAACUCACGGGCAAAGUGGAAGCUGAAUUUCAUUUAGUCACAGCAGAGGAAGCUGAAAAGAAUCCAGUAGGCAAAGCUCGAAAAGAGCCAGAACCAUUGGAAAAGCCCAACCGGCCUGAUACUUCCUUCUCCUGGUUUGUGAAUCCUUUCAAGUGUUUGUAUCAUCUCAUCUGGAGAAAUUACAAGAAAUAUAUCAUCAUUGGGCUAAUUCUGCUUAUCCUAACUGUAUUCUUGGUGCUUUUCAUCUACACGCUCCCGGGUGCCAUAAGUCGUCGGAUUGUUGUGGGGAGUUCUUAGAAGACCUAUGUAUAAAUCAUGGCACAGGUUAAUCACUUAAAUAAUUAAACACACUCAUAUUUUACCGAGAAUAACACAGAUUCAGUUUUAACAAGGGCAGGGGAUGCUAAACCUUCCCCCUUCAUGUGCCUUACUUCACCACCAUCUUCUCCCUGCACCAAACAAAGGGAUAUUGAGUACCUUUGAGACUAACUUGGUGAACUGUGCCAAAGAGAUUGUAGCAUAAG
Sceloporus undulatus (fence lizard) is the source of this 5757-nucleotide messenger RNA. It is a transcript of the gene FER1L6, whose product is annotated as fer-1 like family member 6. Bases 350 to 5530 code for a protein of 1726 amino acids. Gene Ontology annotation, cellular component: membrane. Lineage: Eukaryota; Metazoa; Chordata; Lepidosauria; Squamata; Phrynosomatidae. Gene Ontology annotation, biological process: plasma membrane organization. The transcript has 38 exons. The record is from RefSeq and is a predicted model, not a curated record.